Fraxinus pennsylvanica is the source of this 3324-nucleotide messenger RNA. NCBI's taxonomy places the organism in Eukaryota, Viridiplantae, Streptophyta, Magnoliopsida, Lamiales, Oleaceae. The record is from the annotation of a GenBank genome assembly.
AUGGAGCAAGAUUCUACGAGGUCAAUGAUUUCUCGAGAUUUCUCAGUUCUAACAAGUCUGUUCAUUUUCUUGCUACCAUUCAUCCAUAUGGGAAAGACAAUUCGGGUGUUUGGCUUCCCUUAUCUUGUUGCUGCAGAAGCUGUCAAGACAUUCUUGGAGCUACAUACGGGCAGAGGAAAUGUAGUUGCCUUAGAAGUAAAGCAGUCCAAAGGAGGGCGAAGAGCAUUUGCCCGAGUACAAUUUAAGAAUAGCAUACAUGGCGAUAAAAUUAUUUAUUUGGCAGAAAAAGGCCUGUAUUAUGGUAGUUCUUAUUUGAAGGCUUGGGAAAUGGAUAUUGACAUCAUGCCAAAUCCAAGAACGUACCUGCAUGAAAUGGAAUGUGUAACUUUAAAUUUUGGAUGUCAAAUAUCGGCAGAGAAGUUUUCAGUGCUGUGGAAAAACACAGAUGUUUCCGUUAAAUUUGGAACUGGUAUGAAGAAAAUGUACUUCCUUUUCUGCUUUAACUCUGUUGAAUACAAGCUUCAGCUCUCGUACGAGAAUAUAUGGCAGAUUGUGCUAUAUUGUCCACGAGGUCAAACUGCGAAGCUUCUCCUUAUACAGUUAUUUGGUGCUCCCCGUAUCUACAAGAAGAUUAAUGAAUCUGUUUACAGCUAUUUUAAGGAAACUCCGGAUGAUCAGUGGAUUCGAACAACAGAUUUCACUCAAUCGUGUAUUGGACAAUCUUCUGGUGUGUGUCUGCAGCUCCCGUGCGGCAUGAAGCUUCCAAAUUUCCCAGAUAAUUUUGCUUACUACAAAGAAAGUGAGAGUCAAUUCAGUUUGGUGACUGGUUCUCCAUUUUGUCAAAAUUCAUCCCUAGUACCCAUUCUGCGUCCCCCUGGAGGAAUUGAAUUGCCGUGUAGUAUAUUGUUCAAGAUUUGCAGUUUGGUACAAACUGGAUGUCUUCCAGGACCAAUCCUAGAUGCCCAUUUUUUUAGGUUGGUUGAUCCACGAAGAAUAGAGAUUGGGUAUAUAGAGUCUGCUCUAGAGACACUUUACAUUUUGAAGGAAUGCUGCUAUAAUCCUGUGAGCUGGCUGAUGGAGCAGUAUGACAAAUACCGCAAGAUGAGACGGCCUCCAAAAUCACCUGCCAUUAGUUUAGAUGAUGGACUGGUAUACGUACGCAGGGUUCAAGUGACACCCAGCAAAGUGUAUUUCUCUGGUCCAGAAGUGAAUGUGUCAAACCGUGUGUUACGACAUUAUAGAAAAGAUAUUGAUAAUUUUCUUCGUGUUUCUUUCAUCGAUGAAGAGUGGGAGAAAAUGUAUUCUGCUGAUUUAUCCCCGAAGGUAGCUUCUGGAAAUGAGAAUAGACGAACAGAGAUUUUUGAAAGGAUAUUAUCAACGCUUAAAAAUGGCAUUGUUAUUGGUGAAAAGAAAUUUGACUUUCUUGCAUUUUCCUCAAGUCAGUUGCGGGAUAAUUCUGUUUGGAUGUUUGCUUCAACGGCUAAUGAUAAUGCUGAUAAAAUCCGUGGGUGGAUGGGCGAUUUUCGUUCCAUAAGAAAUGUGGCAAAAUAUGCUGCCAGACUUGGACAAUCUUUUGGAUCCUCAACGGAAACUUUGAGUGUUGGCAAGGAUGAGAUUGAAUAUAUUCCUGACAUAGAGAUCAGGUAUGGUGGCUACAAAGGUGUUGUGGCUGUUGAUCCCACUUCACGAAGGAAGUUGUCUUUGAGACCGAGCAUGUUGAAGUAUGAGUCACAAAACACAAAAUUAGAUGUUCUGGCAUGUAGUAAAUAUCAACCUUGUUUUCUGAAUCGCCAAAUCAUCUCUCUUUUGUCCACUCUUGGAGUCGAGGAUCAUGUCUUUGAGAAGAAGCAAAGAGAAGCAGUUGCUCAACUGGAUACUAUUUUAGUUGAUCCAUCGAGGGCAGAAGAGGCGCUGGAUUUGAUGUCUCCUGGAGAAAAUACAAACAUUCUCAAGGAAAUGCUAAGGUGUGGCUAUCAACCUGAUGGUGAACCAUUUCUCUCAAUGAUGCUACAAGCUUUUCGCGCAUCGAAGUUACUGGACUUGCGAAUGAAAUCAAGAAUAUUUGUUCCACAAGCUAGACAAAUGAUGGGAUGCCUAGAUGAAACUGGAAGUUUAGAAUAUGGCCAGGUGUUCGUUCAGUUUUCUAGUGCUGGGCGUAGACGAUUCUAUGAGGAUUUCAAUAAAUUCUAUGACAAUACGUCAGGUGAUUAUAAUUUCAUUGUUAAGGGAAUGGUUGCUGUUGCUAAAAAUCCGUGCUUGCACCCGGGUGAUGUGCGUAAAUUAGUGGCGGUUGAUGUGCCAGCGUUGUACCACAUGGUGGACUGUGUGGUUUUCCCUCAGAAAGGAAGAAGACCUCACCCAAAUGAAUGUUCCGGAAGUGAUUUGGAUGGAGACAUUUACUUUGUUUGUUGGGACCGUGACUUGAUUCCACCAAGGCAAUGCUCGCCUAUGGAUUAUACCCCAGCUCCAAGCACACAACAAGAUCAUGAUGUGACAAUCGAGGAAGUGGAGGAGUACUUCACCAACUACAUUGUGAACGACAGUUUAGGAAUCAUCGCCAAUGCCCACACAGUCUUUGCCGAUAAAGAACCAUAUAAGGCGAUGAGUGAACAUUGUAUAGAGUUGGCAAAGCUGUUCUCCAUUGCUGUUGACUUCCCAAAAACUGGGGUUCCUGCAGUAAUACCACCUCAUUUACGAGUGAAAGAAUAUCCAGAUUUCAUGGAAAAGCCCGACAAGACAACCUACGAAUCGAAACGUGUGAUAGGAAAGCUUUUUAGGGAUGUGAAAGACAUUGCCCCCCACACGGCUUCUAUUAAAUCUUUUACCCGUGAAGUGGCUAGGAAGUCAUAUGAUCACGAUAUGGAAGUAGAUGGAUUUGAAGAUUACAUUGACGAAGCAAUGUAUUGCAAAACUGAGUAUGAUUACAAGUUGGGUAAUCUGAUGGAUUACUACGGGAUAAAAACUGAGGCUGAAAUACUGAGUGGUGGCAUUAUGAAAAUGUCAAAGACUUUUGAUCGAAGACGAGAUGCAGAUGCCGUUGGUGCAGCUGUGAGGUCAUUGAGGAGCGAAGCUCGGAAAAUGUUCAAGAAAGGAAGUGAAUUGGACGAUAUGGAUGCAAAAGCAUCAGCUUGGUAUCAUGUCACAUAUCAUCCUAGCUACUGGGGUGUCUACAAUGAGGGACUGAAUCGGGAUCAUUAUAUUAGUUUCCCGUGGUGUGUAUACGACAAGUUGGUCCAGAUCAAGAAGGACAAGUCCAGCCUGAGAAGGUCCCUUCAAAUGUCUUCGCUUGAAAGGAACUUCAGUCGAGGUUUGAGUUUCACCUGA